This is a messenger RNA of Leptosia nina, 813 nucleotides long. The record is from the annotation of a GenBank genome assembly. NCBI's taxonomy places the organism in Eukaryota, Metazoa, Arthropoda, Insecta, Lepidoptera, Pieridae.
AUGGCGGUAAGACAAUCUAGUGACUUGACAAAGUUUAAAGAGACUUUGAAAACUGCUAAAAACGUUGUAAUCUUAUCUGGCGCCGGGAUAAGCGCAGAAUCUGGUAUUCCUACUUUUAGAGGUGCCGGCGGAUUCUGGAGGAAGUACCAGGCUUCAUCUUUGGCCACACCAGAGGCCUUUAAAACUAGUCCAAGUUUGGUCUGGGAGUUUUACCACUAUAGACGAGAGGUUGCAGCCAAAGCUCAACCAAAUGCAGGUCAUAUAGCUAUUGCUAAUUUUGAAGCAAAACAUGCAGAUAAAAAGAUAACAGUAAUAACUCAAAAUGUGGAUGGAUUACAUGCAAGAGCUGGCACAAAGAACCUUAUUGAACUUCAUGGGAAUUUGUAUAAAACUCGCUGCACUAAAUGUAAAGAAGUUCUUGUGAAUUUUGAUAGUCCAAUUUGUGAGGCUCUAACCAGCCGUGGUGCACCAGAUGAAAAGGUUGUCGGAUCUGAUAUACCAGUUAAAUCUCUGCCACAUUGCAAAAAGCCUGGCUGUGAAGGUUUAUUGCGACCCCACAUUGUCUGGUUUGGUGAAAGUCUAGAAUCAGCUGUGUUGGAGAGAGCUGGUGAAGCAAUGGAAAGCUGUGAUAUAUGCUUAGUCGUGGGUACAUCAUCUGUCGUUUACCCAGCGGCGAUGUUCGCUCCACAGGCUGCCGCUAGGGGCGCUGUUGUCGCAGAGUUUAACAUAGAAACUACCCCCGCUACUCCCGACUUUCAAUACUACUUUGAAGGGCCUUGCGGUACAACUUUACCCAGAGCUUUGACAGAAUAA